This is a messenger RNA of Tetrahymena thermophila SB210, 3405 nucleotides long. RefSeq names its product cyclic nucleotide-binding domain protein. The record is from RefSeq and is a predicted model, not a curated record. Lineage: Eukaryota; Ciliophora; Oligohymenophorea; Hymenostomatida; Tetrahymenidae. The transcript is spliced from 4 exons.
AUGAAUGAACAAUCUUCUCUCACUUCACAAUUUCUCACUGAAAAUGUGAAUCUAAAGACGGCUACGUUCUAAGAGCUAUCUCCAGAAUAGUCUUAUCACAAAGUCUACUCUUCAAAUUUUGAUAAUAUAAGAAAGGAAGAGAGUGCUCAAGAUUUAAAGGAAUAAAUUACUAGAUUAGAUCUAUUUAUCAACAGUUAGGACAUAAAUUUUAGCUAGAUUUAAGUUGAAAAGGUUAAUGAGGAUAAAGUUAUAUUCUCUCAAGAUAAUAAGGUAGAAUAUUGGUUUUUCAUAAUUGAAGGGAGUGUUAGAUUAUCUUACAAUCCACUUAAAUUUCCUUAAGUUAGCGCUGAGCUCCAAGAUGUAAUUUAGUUUUUUGACUAUGCGAAGCUUAGAGAUAGUCCUUAGCUCUCAUUUACAUUUUGUAAAAGCUAGGCAUAAUCUCCUAUACAAAGAUCAUAAUCAGAGAACGCAUAAUAUGAUAUAUCAUAGAAAGAACAUACACAAAACAUUGAUGAAAAAGAAAAAAAAGAAGUUGAAAUCAGUGAGCAGUAUGAAAGAUCAAAUUAGACUAUUAAUAAUUUUUCAAUUAAAAAGUCAGAAAUUAAAUCUAAAAAAGACUUAACUUUGAAGAACUCUUAAAGUCUUAUUUUAAAGAAAUUUUAAGCAGGAGAUAUUAUCACAUUUAAAGAAUUAAAAUAUUAUACUGCAACUGGUACAUGCUCAAAGGGUUCUACAGUUUUAAAAAUAGGUAUUUCUUAAGUAAGUAACCUAAAAAUUUAUACUUAAUGGCAAAAUUUUUACAGAUACACCUAAAAUGAACAAGAAACUUUCGAAUAACAGUAAUAAUAGUAAUAUGAUUACAACCAAAAUAUUAAUAAUGCAAAUACUGCUUUUGAGGAAACUUUUAGUGAAAGCAUAGAGAAAUACAAAUUUAUUAAAUCAAUCCCUCUCUUUUAGCAACUGAAUAGCGAUAUUAUUGAUUAGUCUUUUAAUUUAAUUAACUACAAAUAAGGUGAUGUUGUGUUUAAAGAGUAGGAGUUAGCUUAGUAUUUUUAUAUUAUCUUGGAAGGAGAAGUUGAACUCUUAAAAUCAAGUAAUCCUGUUAAUAGUCAAAAUAUAUCAAGAUCACCAUCUUUAUCUCCUAAAAAGAAUUUUUCUUCUACGAGUAAGCUUAAUUCUUAUAUCAAAGCCAGUGUAUUAUCUCAUGGUAGCAUUUUUGGUGAGGAAGAAGUAAUCCUCCAGUCAGUAAGAAACUUUACUGCUAGAGUAUGUUCAAAAAGACUGAUUGUUUAUCAGCUAUCAAUAUUUUUUUUUUUAGAUUACAUUUGCAGAUAAAAUGAUCUCUUUUAUGAAAAACUAAAAUUAAUGAUGCAAAACAAAUUGGCUUGGAGAAACAAUUAAAUUGACUCAAUUUAGAAAGUUCAAAAAAGAUUGAAUCAGAUUGAAAUUUCUAAUAAAUCCAACUCUAAUUUAUUGAAAAACACCUAAGUUAAUGACUUAACUCAUGUUGCUUCUGACUAAAGCCUCGUGAUGAAGAUACCUCAUAACAAAUAGGAUUAAAGUGCACAGAAUUCUCCAGAUAGGAAAUAAAAAAGAGCAUCCUCUCAUUUGAGAAUGGAACCUAUUCCUUUAAAAAUCCACCCUAAAAUGGCUGCUAACCCAUUUAUAUUACCUCAAAUUUCAGAUUUGCAGUAAACAAAUAUUGGAGUUACAAGAAAUCAAUCUAAGGAUUAUAAUAGCAAUUAAGUAAUUCAACCUCAAAUGAUUAAUACAUAAAGAAAAAAUAAGUCUAGUUAAAGCAACUAUAAAGAUGUAUAGACAAUAAAAAAUAGCAUUGAUUCAGAAGAAAGCAAAAUAAAAAAAAAUUUAAGAAGAAAAUAAAAUAUAAUUAGUAUGUUCAAAAAAAAUAACUCUAUUUUAACAAAUAAUAGAUUUCCUUCAUUUGAAAAGCCUCUCAUUCCUGUAGAUGGCUAUGGUCUAGCUGUUAAAAGUAAAAAUAAAUUUUUAUUGUCCUCAUCAAAAUAGCAUAGUAGAAAUGUUUCAUAACCUUCUAUAGACUACAUAAAUUCCUUAGAAAAUAGUUUUUGUGAACAAUAAAUAAAUUAAAAAAUUAAAAAUAAAUUAAUUUAAAAUACUUCUAACUUGAAUAUUAGUCUCAAUUCACAACCAUCAAACAAAAAUUUUGAAAAACUUAUGAAUGACAUUGAGGUAGAUGCCUUAAAAGAUUAAACAAAGAUUUCCUAAAUUGUCUUACCAAUGUAGAAAUAAUUGACUUAAAUUUCUUAAAAUAGCAAUCAAUAAAUACCAUAUAUCAAUUUUAAAACUAAUACAAACACAAGAGCCGUCUCAAGAAAUUCUUUUCAAAAGCUAGGAAAAGAAUAAAAUAGAAGUAUGGAUGAUAUAUAUUCAUAAAUUGAUAAACUAAACUUAAAUACUUCACUCAUAACUACUACAAUGGAUAAUGAAGCAACUAGGAUACAUUCCUUUAGAAAUUCAUAUAUCAAUGAUAACUAAUUUUAAGAUAAUUCUGCCAGAAACUCUAAAAAUGAAUUAAGUCCGACUUAAAUAGGUAGCUUAAUAGAUAAAAAUUAUAAAAUAUAUUAAAAACUAGGAACUUACUUCCGUCCAAGCAAAAACUAUCUUAUGAAUAAAUAUGAAAAGCCUGUAAAGGGUAAAAAAGUGUAAAAUUUUUCUAACCAAUAAGAUCUUACAACUAGUUUCUAACAGAAUGAGCAACUAUAAGGAGUUUAAUAAAAUCUAAAGCCAUUAUAUAAUUCUCUAGAAAAAUACAGACUACUUGAGAAGUCUCCUUCUUAAGACAACUAAAACAGAAAAUCUAAAGAAUAUAACUAAAUAAUAAGAGAUAAAAUAGAAAAUUAUAUUAACGACUAGCUAGGAACGAUGACUAAAAAGUAUAAACUAAUUAAGGAACCUGAUUAAAACUUGGAAAUCAACUAAGAAAUGAUAUCAUUAGGAGUUCUAAACAAAAACUCCCCAAUAAAUAGUCAAGCAGCCUUUAAAAGAGAAAUAGCCAAUAAGCUUUUAUCUCAUAAUCCAUCAGUUGGAAACACACCUACUAAUUUGAACGAUUAAGCUUAAUUUGACUAUAAUUUUAUACCUAAAAGUGAAAGAUAUAAAUAAUCUUCAAGUUUAUAAAAGUAAAAGAGAUAUUCAAAUAAUAGUAAUGUUUACGUCAAUAAUUCUUGUUUAUAAAGCAGCACAUGUGAUUGCAGGUUUUGCAUCCCACACUAUAAAUAGAAUACUUCUAAAUCUGAAUUAAGGUAUUAGCUGCAAUAAGGUGGAUGCAGCUUACAGCAUACCAAUAAAAAAAAUUUGAUAAUAAAAAAAACAACUCAAUUAGUAAACAUUAAUUAUCCAUAAUUAGAUCAAAAUGCUUAAAAAUGA